CCAUUUCGUACACGCCCUGUAUACCACUUGUGACAGCGUCUCUUGUAUCUACUAGAUUGUGUACAUUAAGCAUUAACCCUACUUUUUAAAUCAGUAAUCACUAAAAUGAACGAAGAUUUAGGUGCGGAAAUAAAAAAAUAUGAUCUUGAAAUUCAAUCUAUCGAAUCGGAAAUAGCAAAACUGCGACAGAAACUGAACAAAUUAAAAACCAAAAAGAAUGAACUCGAAAAACAACACAAUUUAGUCAAGAGUUUUGAUAAAACUGCGGAAGACUUGUAUAAAGGAACUGACUUUCCUUGGUCUGCAAACCUAACUGCACUACUUCGGGAAAAAUUUAAACUAGAAGAGUUUAGACCUACACAAUUAGUGGCCUUAAAUGCGACAUUAUCAAAGAAGGAUUUACUUUUGCUUAUGCCAACAGGCGGUGGUAAAAGUCUGUGUUAUCAACUCCCUGCUUUAGUUGGAAAAGGAACUACUUUAGUCGUUUCUCCUUUGUUAUCAUUAAUUGAAGAUCAACAGAUAGCUUUAAGAAAAUUAGGUAUUGUGAGUAAAUCGAUUAACUCGAGUACACCUAAGGAAAUUAAAAAGGAAAUUAAUGAUUACUUAUCGAAGGGUACUAAGCCGGUUAUUAAAUUGUUGUAUGUUACACCUGAGUGGUUAAGCAAAAGUAAACUAUUUAAAUCCUAUCUACAGAAAUGCUACGCAAUGGGAAACUUGGAACGUAUAGCCAUUGAUGAGGUGCACUGUUGUUCGCAGUGGGGUCAUGAUUUUCGUCCAGAUUACCAGUUUCUUAGUUUAUUAAAGGAUAUGUUCCCCAAUGUUCCCAUCAUUGGGCUAACUGCAACUGCCACCCUUUCGGUUCUGUUUGAUGUACAGAAUAUGUUGAAUAUCAAAGGAUGCUUAAUUUUCAGGUCAUCUUUUAAUAGGCCAAAUUUAUUUUACAAGGUAAUACCUAAGCCUCAACAAACUGAACAGUGUUUAGAGUAUCUUGAAGGUAUACUAAAAAAUAAGUUCAAAAACAAGUCCGGAAUCAUAUAUGCCUUGAGUAUAAAAGACACAGAGGAUUUAGCGCAAGCACUACGGGGUCGUGGUCUAAAGGUACGCCCGUACCACGCGAAUCUCGAGCCAGAGUUACGACGCAAAGUACACGAGAAGUGGCUAAACGACGAGUACCAAGUAGUUGUGGCUACAGUCGCAUUCGGAAUGGGCAUCGAUAAACCGGACGUACGUUUUGUGAUCCAUCACUCGAUUCCAAAAAGUAUGGAAAGUUUGUAUCAAGAAAGUGGUCGAGCUGGAAGGGAUGGGAAGGCGGCAAAAUGUAUUGUGAUGUAUCGCUUUAGUGAUUAUUUUCGUGGUAGCGCUAUCGUCAAUUCUAAAACCGAGGAAACCAAGCUUCGCUCUGUUCUAGAAUAUUGUUUAGAUUCCUCGACAUGUCGGCGUAAAUUGCUAGCAACACAUUUUGAUGAAAAAUGGAAUAGUAACGAAUGUAAUAGAAAUUGCGACAAUUGUAAAACUUCAACUUCGGUUGUGUGGUACAACAUUACACCCGUUUGUAAAUAUGUGUACGCAAUCAUUGAGAAAGCAGAGAAAAACGAAGUUCAUCUUACACUGUUAAAACUCCUUGACAUCUGGUUUAAAGGAGGGGAUAAGAAUUUAAGAGUUGAGGAUGUUCCGAUGCCAAAGGUUGAGAGACAUCAAGCUGAAGUAAUAGUCGCUUAUUUACUGAUGAAAGGUUAUUUAGUAGACUAUAAAAGUUAUACUGCUUAUGCGACUAAUUGUUAUAUUCAAAAAGCACCGGGGUGUUCUCUUGCUCCAGGUACAGUAAUUGAAAUCCCCAUUUCAGCCAGCGUCACCUAUCGCGGCCUUUUGAAAAGAAGUGCAGAUGCUGAAGGGGAGCCCGAUUCUAAAAUCAUAAGACUGGAUUAAGUUAUGUUCUAACUAAACAAUUUUUGUGAUCUAGUUUUUAACAUGUAACUAGUUAAUAAACACUACUUUUAGAGUA
Molecule: messenger RNA, 2002 nt
Organism: Photinus pyralis (common eastern firefly)
Lineage: Eukaryota; Metazoa; Arthropoda; Insecta; Coleoptera; Lampyridae
Product: ATP-dependent DNA helicase Q1-like
Exons: 6
Coding region: 106-1926 (606 amino acids)
Biological process (GO): double-strand break repair via homologous recombination
Cellular component (GO): chromosome; cytoplasm
Molecular function (GO): 3'-5' DNA helicase activity; four-way junction helicase activity; ATP binding
Source: RefSeq, a predicted model, not a curated record